GUUGGCGGCCGUGGGUGGGGAGGCGGGACAGGAGCACCAGCCUCCUUCGGUCCUCUCCUCACCUGAGGGACCGCGUUGGUUUCGCGGAGAGCACGGCCCGGGCGCUGCUCAUAAACGGGAGUGACGGGAGCAAGAGGAGGGCUGGAUGAAUUAUUCUGCAGUGCUACAGUUUAUGGGCCGCAGGCUGGGAAUUUCUCUCUGUGUGGAUUAUUUACAUGUUCCUAAACACUUUGGUGCAGCAAAAGCAGGUUUUUCUUCUCCAGGGAUAAAGCCAUGGCUGAAAUGAGUGAUAGCAACUUGGAAAAACCAACCAUUAUUCAGCAAGCAAUGGCCUCUUGUUGUGGAGCUAUAAUUACUUCAUUACUUGUAUCUCCUCUUGAUGUUAUCAAAACUCGGCUGCAAGCCCAAAGCAAUCCAUUCCCUAAAGGAAAAUGUUUUGUAUACUCCAGUGGCCUUAUGGAUCAUAUAUGUGUUUGUGAAAAUGGGAACAGCAAAGCCUGGUAUAAAAAACCUGGGAAUUUCAAGGGGACGUUGGAUGCAUUUGUGAAAAUUAUUCGAAUAGAGGGAAUUAAGUCACUGUGGAGUGGGCUUCCUCCAACAUUAAUAAUGGCACUUCCUAACGCAAUAAUCUAUUUUACCCUCUAUGACCAACUGCGUGAAGCUUUGAAAUACAGACUGAAAAAGGGUGAUGAAUACAUUCCAGUUCUCGCAGGUUCCUUAAGCAGAUUCAGUUCUCUCACUGUGGUGAGUCCCCUGGAGCUGAUCAGAACUAGAAUGCAGCAUCGCAAGUUGUCCUACAAGCAGCUGUAUCUGUGCGUCAGCACUCAGGUGGCUGCAGAUGGGUGGUUUUCACUGUGGAGAGGCUGGAGUUCCACUGUUCUGAGAGAUAUACCUUUCUCAGCAAUGUACUGGUAUAAUUAUGAACGUUUCAAGAAGAUGAUGUGCAAGCAAGUUGGUGCACAUGAACCUACAUUUCUUAUUGCUUUUACUUCAGGAGCAGCAUCUGGCUCUAUUGCAGCUGUCAUAACUCAGCCAUUUGACGUAGUGAAAACACAUAGACAGACUGCACUUUGGGAGAGUGAGACCUUAGAAAGUAAGUCACUGUUCCACAGAGGGACUCUCCAUCAACCUGGGCAGUUAUGAGGAAAGUUGCCGCUAGCAAUGGGAUUACUGGAUUAUUUGCUGGUAUUAUUCCACGGCUAUGUAAAGUUGCUCCUGCUUGUGCCAUAAUGAUCAGCACAUACGAAUAUGGAAAAUCUUUGUUUUCUCACUUAAAUGAAAAAAUGAAUCAACGUCCUUAAUUCUCCUUCAUCCGAUUGUAUGAAGUCAAAGUAUAUGGUGAAAGUUGUGCCAAAUUUUAAUCUGUGAAGAUGUUUUCUAGAAUUCACAGUGAAUUUCUACCAUUACAUUUGCUAAAGAGGAAAAAGAAAGGAAGGAGGAGAAAAAAAAGAAUUUAAGCCUGGACAGAGCAAUGAAGAAUAACGACUGCCACCGUGUUAAAUUUUUAGUCUGGAUAUUUAAAAUUAUUGUUUAAAAAUG
This is a messenger RNA of Pseudopipra pipra, 1539 nucleotides long. It is a transcript of the gene SLC25A40, whose product is annotated as solute carrier family 25 member 40. The transcript is spliced from 13 exons. Bases 274 to 1143 code for a protein of 289 amino acids. NCBI's taxonomy places the organism in Eukaryota, Metazoa, Chordata, Aves, Passeriformes, Pipridae. The record is from RefSeq and is a predicted model, not a curated record. Gene Ontology annotation, biological process: mitochondrial transmembrane transport. Gene Ontology annotation, cellular component: mitochondrion.